Molecule: messenger RNA, 519 nt
Organism: Zymoseptoria tritici IPO323
Lineage: Eukaryota; Fungi; Ascomycota; Dothideomycetes; Mycosphaerellales; Mycosphaerellaceae
Exons: 3
Coding region: 1-519 (172 amino acids)
Source: RefSeq, a predicted model, not a curated record
AUGCAUUUCUCACACGCCAUUCUCCUCAUGGCUUCUGCCCUUCCAGCUGUGGUACUCGCCGACACCAUACAGGGAGGACUGUCGCUCGGUGUGGAGAACGAUAAGCGCAGCGUCUCGCCAUUGCUGCGCAGAGACGACACUCCACCUGUGGCUUGCACACCUCCGGACGAUACUACAUGCAUCCCAAAGGGCGUUGUUCCUUACACGCCCUACACCUGCAACAUUCCGCUCACGAACGAUCCUGCGAACAUCGCACUUGAUGCGGUCCGCCGUAACGGGUACCCUCAUUGUAACGCCGACAAAGCUGUUUGCACAUGCUCUGUACACGGCUCGUCGCAUGACAUUCUCGUCGAGGUCUGGAGAGAAAUCAUCUCACGCCAAGAUCCCUCCCUUCACAUCGUCGACGUUUGUGAACAUGGCACGAUGUCUUACGAUGGCGCCCCAUACCUCCAAAUUGAUUACAACGUCGAUUUCUCGAUUUCUGCGAUUUUGGUAUUUUCGUCGAUAGGCUUUCGAUGA